Ceratina calcarata is the source of this 3252-nucleotide messenger RNA. RefSeq names its product cysteine-rich hydrophobic domain-containing protein 2. The coding region runs from base 366 to 863 and encodes 165 amino acids. The record is from RefSeq and is a predicted model, not a curated record. NCBI's taxonomy places the organism in Eukaryota, Metazoa, Arthropoda, Insecta, Hymenoptera, Apidae. The transcript is spliced from 4 exons.
AACGUUGGCGAGCCUGAAAUCACAUCGAAUGAAAAAUUGAUGAGCUGUGACUCUGUGACUGCUCUGUGACCGUGAUCUGUGAAGGAAGCAUCCAACUUCUAAAGCAUUAUCUGCAGUGCGCGUCGUCGUGAUUGUGUUGUAAAUAGUGAUAAAUAGUUAAGAAAAACUAAACGACCGAAGGUUUCCUGAUUUUGGCCUAAAUAAUCCAUUGGUCACAAAAAUGUUUACACAUAACAUUUAAACAAGCGUGUAACGCUAUACAAUUCCUACAUUAAAUAUAAAUGAAGAGAGACUCAACGUUUCAACGGAAUAAACGUUAUUAUAAUUGUGUUGCUCGUUGAACGGGAACCGUUGAAUAUCGUACAAUGGCAGAUUUCGACGCGAUUUACGAGGAAGAAGAAGAAAAUGAGCAACAUUUUGAAGAGCAUUAUGUGACAAUGGUGCCGGAUCCUAUUGUUAUUCGCGGCGCUGGUAAUAUGACUGUGUUUGGUCUUAGUAAUCGCUUCGAAUCAGAAUUUCCAAAUGGCCUGGUGUCACGUGUCGCUCCAGAAGAGUUCAAAGCAACUGUCAUGAGAAUAAACAGUGUAUUGAAGAAAACAUUACCAGUUAAUGUCAAGUGGCUGUUCUGUGGUUGUGUCUGUUGCUGCUGUACCUUAGGAUGUUCCCUUUGGCCUGUUAUCUGUUUGAGUAAAAGGACACAACAUUCGUUGAACAAAUUGUUAGAAUGGGAAAACAGUAGAUUGUAUCAUAAACUUGGAUUGCACUGGAGACUCGCAAAACAAAGAUGUGAUACUUCGUCCAUGAUGGAAUAUGUUCUUUUAAUUGAAUUUAUUCCAAAAAUACCCAUAUAUAAACCUGACUAAAACGAUAGAUCUGGAUUUUCUUAUGACUUGUGCACAUCACCUAAUCAGUGCAAUCUCUAAAAUGUAAAGAGCAUGUAACAAUUCUGGCUUAAGAGGAGAGGAAACGUAAAGUGUUACUAAAAAUGGCACUUGUGGGAUGCUUAUUUUUGUAAAUAUUAAGAUGUAGGAUUGCACAGUACAACAAUGAGAUAUGAAUGAGAAACAGUUCUGCUAUCUAUUAAUUUUAUUCCUAAAAAUCUGUUUGGUUAGAUGUAAAAGGAAGAUAACCUGUGUAUUGAUCUUCUAUUACAAAAAUCUUUCGUGAAUUCUAAUUUCUUCAAUAAAAGAAAAAUAGGGAAUGAUUAUAGAUAUUCGUCAAUUUGCACAGGAGAAAUGACAGAAUAGAAUUAUAGGCAAACUUAAAACGUUCUACUCAAUAUUUAGUUUACUAGUCAUUAAAACAAUUAUUAUGAGCGGGCUUGAUUACUUUGCAAAUCAUUUUUUUAAAACUUACAUCUCGAUUAGAGUUUCGAUAGUUGAUCUAGCUUUCAGGUAAGAAAUUAAUCUGAUACAGUACAACGAAUGUUAAUGAAAUAUGUAUUCGUAAUUCAAGAACGAAAAAUAAUUGUCAAGGAUGUCUGUAUGAUUGCAAAAUGCAAAAAACUAUAGAUAUCCAUUUGUACAUACUUGUGCGUUAUGCAAUAUAGAACUUUAUUUUGACCAUAGGUUGAUUUCUUACCAAGGUGAUAUUAGAAAAUAUGAUAAUAUGUAUACAUGUUUUACUUUCUGAUAUGAAUCUAACAUAAUUUAAAAUAUCAAGUACACAACUAAUAUUAAAAAAACAAUGAAUGCUAUUUUCAAUGGAAAUGUAAAUCGUUUUAAACACAAUGCAAAAUGUCCAAAUUAUUAUAAACUCGAGAAAAUAUAAUUUUUUUAAGGGGAGAAAUGUACAAUCAUCGUACAGUGUUUAAAGAUUGAGUGAAAGAUCAUUUCCAGUAACAUUUGUCACACGGUGCUUAAACAAAAUUUUAACGAAUUUCAUCCUGUAGCGAUGUGUAUCGCAUUAUAGGGUUCUGCACAGACACUUAUCAGAAAAGGAACAUGUUUUGUCAUAAAAUGAAAACUAUUAUCAUAGGAAUUAAGAAUAAUCUUGCCGAGAAUUACAUGGCUAUAACAUAUAAGAAAAUUAAAAAAAAAAAUACUGAAUGGAAAACGUUGAAUUGAAACUUGGAAAAGUGUUAAAAUUGUUUUUUUCUUUUUCAAUUCAGUGGCUGUGAUUGAGACUAUAAGACUAGUUUUCAUUUAUAAAAAUAUGUACACUAUUACAUGUCUUACUGAAUUGCUAAUAUGAUAAAUGCAACAAACAUCAUUUUAUCUCUCCACGGUUUGUACUUGAUUUACAAAAUUAUCAAUUAUACUGGUGUUUGUAUCAUAAUAAAUAGUUCGUAAAAUAUUCGAAAUUAAUUGUUAAAGUUGUAUGAUCAACAUUAUUCGAUUUAAUCAUGAUACUUGCUCUGAUGUACUGUGUAAGUGUAAUGGAACUAUAAAUGUAAAAGAAGCCUUCACUCGUCAUCUGUUUAAAGCAUAUAUAUUAUUAAAGUAGAUCUGUGCAGAAUUGAUAACUGUAAAGAUUAUGAUCUUACGUUGUGUAUUAAUAACUUGUAUUAAUAUGUAAUUGUAAUCGUAUACGUUUGUCUAUUCAUACUUUUUUUUAGUUUGAAUCGUACAAGUAUCUUUUGAUGUUUGUAAGUAAGUAAUAGAUGUAAAUAUUUUAAAAGCCAUCUUUUGAUGAACAAAGAAUAAAGAGUAAAAUGCAUUGAUUAUUAAUUGAGAUAUUAAUACAUCUCUAUGCUGUUUAUAAUUGCAAUCAUGUGGAAUUGCAAAACUGCAAUUUCAUUUUAUGGUAAAAGAAUGUAUUGUUGGUUUCUCGGAUUGUACUUUUUCUGUAGAUUGUAAAUCCAACUGUACAUCUUCGUAAGUAUGAUUGUAAAUAUGUAACAGAUCCUUAACUCUGGAGACAGUUGAUAAUCGUACAUUUUUUUUAAGAAUGCAUUAAACCUGACGAAUUUACUACUAGUUUGGACAUACAAACACACCGUUGUUAAUCAAUAAGGAAAUUACUCCUUCGAAAAUAGAUAAAGUUAUUUAUAUAUUAGAACUAUAUCAUAUAGAAAAGAAUGUUGUAUUCAGAUGGGAAGGAUGUUACAAGUGUUGACCCAACUUGUUGGAAUUGUAUAGUAUUCUUGAGCAAAAUUUAUGGAACAAGUGGGAUAUAUUUUUGAUAGUCGGAACAAAUAAUGAAAAAUACUGUCCCUAGUGUAAUAUCAGUUUUGUUGUAUUUGGUAUAUAAUAUGCUGAUUGUGUUUCGUGAUAAUGUAAUAAAGUAAUUUCUAGAAAGUCGUUUGUGAAA